AUGCCUUUUCCUCCUGUUCGGCCAGGAGAUGAAUGCUUUCUAAACAUUGGUAAUAACAAUGAGAUCAGAGAGUACUGCUCUAUUCAUUGCUCUUCUAAAUCUUGUGAGUGCAAGGCAUGCAAAGUGUUAACUGAAACCCCAUGGCCUACUCGCCAUCGUCAACUUCCUCUUUGCGCUCGCCGUCAACGCUCCCAUGGGCGGAGCCACAAGGGGAUGGAUGUACAUAUGUACACCCGUUAA
Messenger RNA from Triticum turgidum subsp. durum (durum wheat), 240 nucleotides. The record is from the annotation of a GenBank genome assembly. NCBI's taxonomy places the organism in Eukaryota, Viridiplantae, Streptophyta, Magnoliopsida, Poales, Poaceae.